Ananas comosus (pineapple) is the source of this 1075-nucleotide messenger RNA. RefSeq names its product protein DCL, chloroplastic. Lineage: Eukaryota; Viridiplantae; Streptophyta; Magnoliopsida; Poales; Bromeliaceae. The transcript is spliced from 3 exons. Gene Ontology annotation, cellular component: chloroplast. The record is from RefSeq and is a predicted model, not a curated record. Gene Ontology annotation, biological process: chloroplast organization; chloroplast rRNA processing. Bases 135 to 761 code for a protein of 208 amino acids.
AAAUCAUAUGUACGUAUACUUUCCCACCGCAAACAAAGAUCACUUCCUCACAAUACACACGGACAGGUCGGUAGUACUAGUACAUGAACCCUCCUUAGUCCUUACUCGCCUAAUCGAACGCGACGGUAUCACACAUGGCCUUCGCCGCCGCGCUCCUCCUCGCGCGAGGCGCCCCGCUCCUCCUCCUCCGCUGGAGCGCGCGCGCCCCCCGCGCUGGCGCCGGGGCCGCCGCGCUCGGGGCGGCGCGCCGUCACCUCUCGGCGCUCUCCACCGCCGACGACCUCCCUCCGCCAGCGCCGCCGCCGCACGUCGACGGCGGGGUCGGCGCUCCGCUCGGGGCCAAGGGCCCCGCUCCCCCCUCCCUCUCCAAGGCCUGGGCCGACGAGCCCGGGUUUCGCCGGUGGAAGGAUAAGGAAGCCGAGAUCCUUAGCGACAUCGGGCCCAUCAUCGCCCUCACCAAGAAUAUACUCCACUCCAACAGAUACAGGGAUGGUGAACAUCUAAGUGCAGAGGACCAGAAGGCUGUUGUAGAAAAGCUUCUCGCCUAUCAUCCACAUUCAGAGGAUAAGAUUGGUUGUGGCCUCAACUCCGUAAUGGUCGACAGACAUCCACAAUUCAGAUAUUCAAGGUGCCUCUUUGUUGUACGAAAUGACGGUGGCUGGAUCGAUUUCUCAUACCAGAAAUGUCUUCGAGCAUACAUCCGAGAGAAGUAUCCAUCUCACGCAGAGAGGUUUAUCCGAGAACAUUUCAAACGGAACUGAAGGUGAGGUGAAACCUGUCUUAGGGGUUCUUGUGAUGGCUAGCAUAGUAAUUUGCUGAUCUUUUAGCUCACCAUCUUCAAUCAUUCCCAGGCCGUUGAAAUUUAGAGUUUGGAUGUAUGAACUAGGCUCCAAGGAAGCACAAUUUUAUGAACUGGAUAGUGCAAAAAUUUAUCAGAUUAGUUAUCUGUUUUGCCUCUAAACUAUUUCUCUAUAUCAGAUUCACCGAAUGCGGAAUUAUUUGCUGUAUCCUGUGACUUUUGUUAAAACUCGGCGAAAAGCUUAUGCAAAUUUGGUUCUUCGUACUCUGUAUUACA